AUGAUUCUUGAACCAUUCACACUUGUCGCAAUUGGCGCAAUCAUCGCCUUUAUUUUGGCAUUUGCAAUUGGUGCAAACGAUACAGCAAAUUCAUUCGGAACAUCAGUUGGAAGUAAAGUCGUCACACUCCAUCAAGCCUAUAUUCUUGCGAGUAUUUUCGAAACACUUGGCGCAUGUCUUUUGGGACAUCAAGUAACUGAUACAAUGCGAAAAGGUGUUAUCGAUUUUGAUUCGUUGACUGGAGUGGUUGGAAAUUCGACAUCUGCUGUUGAUUCUGAUGCAUCUACGAGAUUGAUUCAAGGUUUGUGGAUUUUAAUGGGAAAAAUAUUGAAAUAUUAUGGAUUUUUGGCUAUUUCUAGCCUAAUGAUAGUUUUUUUCAUGAAUUUUUCAUGAAAAUAUGGGUCCGGGAGCGAUUUUUCAGCUUCUAAAUCGAAAAAUUGGAUCUCUGGGUCUUGGAGCGAUUUUGUUGACCAUGAAACUGAAAAAAUCGAAUUUUCGGAUCUCAGAGCGGGUUUCUGGGCGGCUAGACUAAAAUCAUCGCUCCAGGAUACAAAUUUUCAGCUGAAAAAUCGCUCCAGGACCAAAAACAUGUAAUUUUCAAAAUUUGAAACCUCAAAAAAUCAGAUUUUUAUCCAAAAUUACUUUAAAACCCUCAAAUGUUUUUUCAGAAAUGAUGUUGGGACAAAUAGCAAUAUUAGCCGGAUGUGGAGCGUGGAUGUUAUUGGCGACCGCUUUCAAGCUGCCCGUCUCAACGACUCAUUCAAUUGUUGGCGCAACAAUUGGAUUUGCGUUGGUUGUUUUUGGAACACAGGCGAUUGUUUGGCAUAAGAUUUAUCGCAUUUGUGAGUUGAUUUUCGGGUUUUGGGCUGAAAUUUUGAAUUUUUCAUGGUUUUUUGACCUGGGAACUUUAAAAAUCGAAUUUUUCAUUAAAAAUUCGAAAAAUGGCUCAUUGUGCGUAAAUUUUGACAAAAUUUGACCCAAAAUUCAAGUUUUAUUUGAAAUAUCUAAUCUCGAUUCAAAAAUCGCUGAAAUUUCAUUUGUUUUUUUAUUUUCCCUUUGAAUUUGACGAAAAUUUCAUAUUUCUGGGGUUAUUUUGCUCCAGAAAAUCUAGAUUUUGAAAAUGAAAUUUUUUCACUGUUUCAAAAAGUUUUGAGAAUUUCUGAUGCACUAGAAAAAUACCCUAAAUUUGACGCUAAAACAUCUAAUUUUCUGCCGAACUGUUAGGCCCUAAAAAUCCCCAAUCUUUCCCAAUGUUUCAUUCUUUACAGUCCUUUCAUGGGUUAUUUCCAGAACUCCUAUAAAAUUGGGAAAAUUUUGAGUAUUAAUUCGAAUUUUUAGCUCAAAAUUAAUGUAUUUACAACCAGAUCACAUUUUUCUGCAAAAAUUAAAAUAUGAAUUUUUUCACUGUUUCAAAAAUUUUGAGAAUUUCUGCAUAAAAAAUUUUCCAAUUUCCCCUAAUUUCUUAAUUGUUUUACAGUCCUUUCAUGGGUCAUCUCACCACUUUCAUCUGGUCUCACAUCGGUUAUUAUUUAUACGUCACUCGAUCAUCUUGUAUUGAGAAGAGUAAGUUUUUUGCGUGAUUUUUGUUGAGUUUCCCUGCUGCCGCGAAAAGUGUAAUGAGAGAGAUUUGAAGUUUCUUUGAACUGACAGCUGUUCCAAAAUACAAAUAAAAAGUUUUUUUGAAAAAUGCUUGGGGAUUUUUCGAAGGGGAAUCAUGGAGAAAUUGGGAUUUUUGAAACUAAAUCUGCUCGUUUUUGAGAUCAAAAUUCUGAAAAAAAAAAUGUGAAAAUUAUGAGCCCGGAAAAAACCAAGAUUUCGGUAAAAAAAAAUUUCACUGUUUCAGUAUUGUUAUAUUUGAAAUUUUGAAAGAAUCUCAAUUAGUAAAUAGGAAAUAGGAAAUAAUAAAUUUUCAACCAGAAAAUAUCAAAAAUUCACCAUUUCCCCGCAAUUUUCCCACCAAAACCUCUAUUUUUGCAGAAAGAACCACUUCACAGCGGAAUUCGUGUGCUUCCAGUCCUCUAUUUCAUCUGUUUUGCCUUCAACGUUUUCGCCAUCGUUUUUCAUGGUCCCGAAUUUUUGUAUUUGGACAAAUUGACAUUGGCACAAUGUUUGAUGAUUUCUUGUGCUGUUGGAUUGGCUGUCGCUCUGAUUUUUGCAUUUUUCUUGGCUCCAUAUUUGAAAAAUCAUAUUUUGAGUGAGUUUUUUUCUGUAAUUUUGGUCUUAUUAUAUUUCAAAAAUCAUUUGAGAAAAACAUAAAUUGUUCCUAGUAAGCGGGGCGGAAAAUUGGAGCGUAUUUUUGAAAAUUAAUUUUCUCAAAAUUUUGAAACGUAAAUUUUUCUGAAAAAAAAUGUGACUGGUUUUAGGCUGAAAUUUCCUCUUGCAAAAAAGAUAUUUUUUGAGAAAUGUUUUAAUUUCUUCUAAAUAUUCGAGUUUGUCUGGGAUUUUCAGCUCUAAAACAUGAUUCUUGAAAUUGGUAAUUUUUAGAAUAAAAAUCUUGAAUUUACAAUUUUUUUGGUUGAAAUUUAAAAAAAUGAAUAGAACAUACAGUUAAUACUUCGACAAAAAGUAUACCCAAGAAAUGUAUUUUUUGAAACGUAUUAUUUGCGGGGUUUUCACGUACGGAAAAGUGGAAAUUUCAUUCAAAAAAUUUUUGCAGGCAAAGAAUUGGUCGAAAUGACAGAACGUCGAAAAUCGCAUCACAACGAAAAAAACAAUAACAACAACCCGAAAGAUUUGGAAAAUGGCACAAGUUUGCAAGAAAAACAACAAAAAACACCAUUUUUGAGCGAAAACGACGAAGAUCAACCGAAAAUUGUUGUAACUCGACCAAGCACAGAUGAAGGUAUCACAAGUUCGUCUAACUCGAAAAACAACAAUACAAUUCGCCCCGCUUCAUCUUUAGCCUCAUUUUUCCGUAGCUGUAAACCGGAAGAUCCACAAGCUUCGAAACUUUUCUCACUUUUACAAGUGAUGACAGCUUGUUUUGGUGGAUUUGCUCACGGUGGAAAUGAUGUGUCGAAUGCGAUUGCACCAUUAGUCGCCCUGGUUUUAUAUCAAUCACAUGGUCAAAAUUCGGAAUCGAUGCCAACUCCUUGGUGGAUUUUAUUAUACGGAUCAGCUGGAAUGUGCUUAGGAUUGUGGGUUUUGGGACAUCGUGUCAUCUAUACUGUUGGAGAGAAUUUGACAAAAAUCACACCGGCUUCCGGGUUUGCUGUUGAAUUUGGAAGUGCUGUGACAGUUCUGAUUGCCUCGAAAUUCGGAAUGCCAAUUUCGUCGACACAAUGCAAAGUUGGAAGUGUUGUAGCGGUUGGAUUGGUUCAAGCGAAUCAUCAAGUUGAUUGGGGAGUGUUUAGGAAUAUUUCGCUCUCAUGGAUUGUUACGCUGCCUGUUGCUGGUAAGCUUUUUGGGGGAAUUACAGUGUUUUGGUCAAAUUUUGGGACUUUUUCCGAUUUUCGAGGUUUUAGGGGGAAUUUUCAUGAAAAACUGAAAUUUCAGCAUGAAAAUACGGUCCAGGCUAGUCCGCUUCAGCAAAAAGCCUAGAAAUCCUAAAUUUAAAGCCCAAGUUCCCCCGAAAAUCAAUAAAUUCGAAGCACGGCCUGAUUUCUGGCCUGAAAAAAUCCAUAAAUUCAUGGAAACAUCCAAAUUCGGCCCUAAAAAUUGUUUUUUUUGAUGUUCAGGCCGAAUUGUAGACCUUUUCUGAAAAUUCCGCAUUUUUAGGCUGAAAUUGGGCCUUUUUUCUAUUUGGUUAGUAUGAGUAAUACCAGAUUUUCCGAAGUUUUUGAUUUUUAAUCUCAAAAUUUUUUAAAACAGCAAAAACUUUUCCAUUAUUUUCGAAUCCUCCUAAUUUUCUAAUUUUUACAGGACUUUUAUCUGCUGGCGCAAUGACACUUCUUCAUAUUUUAUCAUUCGGAACUGGACAAACAUCCCAAGAUUCGGUUUUGAAAUUGUUUUUCUAA
Messenger RNA from Caenorhabditis angaria, 3956 nucleotides. Lineage: Eukaryota; Metazoa; Nematoda; Chromadorea; Rhabditida; Rhabditidae. The record is from the annotation of a GenBank genome assembly.